CCCCCAUGUCCACAACUUUCUGCCGAGUCAUCUGGACACACACACACACACGCACACACACACACACACACUCCUCCACUCAGAGACUGCUUCUCCAGGUCCGCCUUUUACCCUCACCCUCUGCCCGGACAAAUCUAGGAUGUCAGACUCGGCGAAAGAAGAAUCAGUAAACGCAGAUGACCCCCACAGGUCUGAAAAGAUCCACGUUGUCCUCAGAAGUGUCUCGGAGAGCAGAGUGUUCACCGUCAGAGGAGACUGCACCAUCAGACAGCUGAAACUGUGUCUGUCAGAGCGGCUGCGGUCCCCAGCAGAGCAGCUGGUGCUGACCCACUCCGGACGGGUACUCAGAGAGUCAGAACUCAUGAGUCACCUUAAAGAACAGAAAGGAUCUGUCAGCCUCUGCAUGAUCCGAAGGCCUGAGCCUUCAUCUGGUCAGACUCCCAGUGAUCCAGCGUCAGAACCCGUCCAGUCAGAGCUAACAGCUGUUCCUGACCCUGACCCCAAACAAACACCGACUCCUACUUCUCCGCUCUACCUGGUCGCGGGUCUGGACAGUCUAGGCUUGGAAAACAGCCAAUCCAGCUUUUUCACUGCCCUCCCGAGCCAAAUGGAGAGCCAGUUACUGAGUGAUCCAGAGAGGAUGCACUGUGUCCUGGCUAGCCCACUAGUGCAGAACACCCUUUGCACCUCCAGACCUCAAUUAACAAGACAGCUCAUUCUGUCUAAUCCUCAAAUUCAACAGCUUCCUAAAACAAACCCUGAAGUGGAGGACAACUCUGAUGUCAAAAAGCAGGUUCUGGAGCUCACCAGGGAGCCCAAAAUGAUAGAAAAAGCGAUGCAAAACGGAAGUAGAGCUUUGGGGAACUUGAUCAUGGUGCAGGAUAACCCUGAAAACAAUCCUACUCUGGAUGUCCUUCAAGCAACAGAUGAGCAGCAACAUCUUCCUAAACAAUCCCAGAAAUCAACAUUUCCAUUAGUGACAACAUCAUGUGAAAGUCAUCGUGGACCAGGAGCACCAACCAGCCCAACAUCACCUCUCUCCAGUGACUCCACAGAUCCCCUCAGAGAAGCUGGUGCCACUCCCAGAGCUGGUUCAAGCUUUCAGAGCCCUCUUACAGCAGGUAUGCAGUCGCUCCUGGAGGAGAUCACAGCCAGUCCAGGUCUGAUGGAGAGUCUGGUGUCUGGGCCGUACAUCAACAGUCUUCUGAACUGCCUCAGCCAGAACCCUGACUUUGCAGCACAGAUGCUGCUGAGCCAUCCUUUGUUCUCAGGAAAUGUUCAGCUGCAGGAGCAGAUGACGCAGCAGAUUCCUCUCUUUCUGCAACAGAUGCAGAGUCCAGAGCUGCUGUCCAUGAUGCUGAACCCUCGAGCCAUGGAGGCUUUGCUACAGAUCCAACAUGGCCUGCAGACACUGUCUGUGGAGGCUCCCCUCCUUAUGCCUGUUGCUGGACUUGGAACCAGUGGCAGUACUGGUCAUAAUGGUGCUCCUGUUCACCCAUCUGAUCCUGACCUGAACAACCAGUCUGGGUGCAGUCCUCAGGAUGCCCCACUGACAAAACAACAGCAGCAGCAGCAGCAACAGUUUGUGCAUCAGAUGCUGAAGGCACUAGCUGACACCAACAAUGGGGUUCGUCAUGAGGAAGAGGAGGACUUCCAGGAGGAGCUACAGCAGCUGAGCUCAAUGGGCUUCAGAGACAGACAGGCAAACCUUCAGGCCCUCAUCAGCACAGGAGGAGACCUGUUCUCUGCUCUACAUCUGCUCAGUCUUUGACAGGACAGCAAUACACGAAUUAUCAGUUAUUAAGAAGUGAGUUAAAAAAACAGAUGUAAGUGCGAGCCAUAUUUAUACACACAAGACUUACUUGUACAUGUAUCUGCCAACACAACCAAGCAACAAUAUAGAUGUAGGUAAAUGUUAUAGGCAUUGAUUAAACAAUAAUCACUGGAGAAAAUAUUUUGGAGUCAUUUAAAAAAUACCUGUAGUUAAUUAAUGGCAGGGAUCUACAACACAGUUAUUUAGCAGAAAAAUAGAGUUUUAAUUUGAUUUUAGUGGAGAAAAAAGACACUUUCAGUCUGCCUGCUCUGGUAUCUAAAUUCAUCUAUCUAAAUUCACUCUACAUGAUGUAGAUUCAUAGCAUCUGCAUCAAUAUUCAAAAGCAGGUAAUGCAUUAUGAAUGUCUACCAUACUGUGAAGCUUCUUUUUAUGUUACCACCUGGUCACCAUCUAACACCCGGGCAGAUGUCCAAUAAGUGCACACAUGGUUCACACUCAUGCUCUAAGGCAGCAGACUGAACCUGGAGCACAGUAAUGUUGUAAUGCAUGUCGCCACACUCCCAGGAUGCUCCUGUGUGUCCAUCACAGACUGUAAAGCAGGGAUUUGAUUGCAAUUAAGAAAAAUAAAUGACCAUUGUUUUACUCACAAAAUAAACAAAAAAGUGUAUUCUGAGGAAGAGGUUAGGACACCCUACACCUGUAAUAGAUAGUCUUACCCCCUUUAGCUGAAAUAAAUUCACUGAAGUGCUUCUUAUAACAUUUUUCAGUCUCUGGCUUUAGUCAGACAAUAGUUUGCUCCACUCCUCACUCUCAGCUGUUGGAUGUUUGAGGGGUUUCUUGCAUGGACCGCCUGUUUCAAGUCACUCCAAAGAGUGACAUAAAGAUUUGGGCUUUGACUCGACUCAGGACUUUCCAUUUCUUAAUGCUCAGCCAGUCCUUGGUGGAUUUACUUGUAUGAUUUGGAUCAUUGUCAUGCUGGAGGAUCCAUUUCUGCUUCAGCUUGAUUUUUUUAAUUUAUUAGGUCAUUGUGUUUGUCUCAGUUCUCUGUGGCAAACUUUAGGUUUGCUUUCAUGUUUUUAUUCUUAUCUUAUCCUACGUGCACAUUUCUUGUUAAAAGUUUAACAGCAUGCACUUUCACAUCAACAGUAGCAACAGCCAACCAUAGGUCCCAUGAUUACAAUUUAAGGUUUUUGGAGCUUCCUUUUAGCACCUUGUGCUUAGUUCUCAGGGUGAACUUGUUUGGAUGGCCAGUCCUGGACUUGUAAUGUAAUGUAUUUGUAAUGUCCUGCACUUGUAGACUAUUUUGUGCACACUGAAAUGGCUGAUUUCACAUUUUUAUGACACGUCUUCAGAUCCCUUAGCUGACCCACAAGAUGCUGCAAUCUUCUUCCUGAAAAUGUUGAGAAAUGAUGUCUUAUCAUCAGCACCUGAUGUGAUACCUGUGUAUGGUUUUAGCCACUUUAAGUGGGAAUAAAUAUUAGGGUGUCUUAAUUUAUUCAUCACAAGAAAUUUAAUUUUUAAUUAAAUUUUAUAAUAUACCUUUUUUUUCUAUUUUUAUUAUUUAAUUUAUAUUUUUCUCAGUGUUUUAGUGUUGUUAAAAUUAAUAAUAAAUGUCCACAAAAGUAAUGGAAUGCUGCAACAUUGUUCAUGAGAUUAGUCUAUCAACAAAAGAAGUCCAACUUAAUUUUCAUAUUUAAAAAAGUAAUCAAAUCACAUUUACUAAUUAAAUAUGUAACUCAGUGAAUGAGCUUAGGUAUAUAAGAUAGAAAAUGUAAUUAGAUACUUCUUUUUCUGUGUCUUACUGUUUGGCGGUGAAUAGAUGACAAACUCUUUUAUAUUAUAUUUUUCUUGGACAUGUUUUUUUAUUGAGAAAAGGGGGUGACCAUAUAUGAAAUUAUCUUUUUGUUUUACCCCUUUUUAUUCAUUGUUUUGUUUUUUUUAUACAUACAUAACAUGAAAAAUUCAUUUUAUUUCUGAAUGAAUGAAAUAAAUAAAUCCAUGUCCAAUUAUGGUAGAAAAACACAGGCUUUCCUAGUGUAUCCUAACAUUUUCACAUAACUGUAUAUCUAUCAGAUAAUCCUAAAUGUAAAGUUCCAAAUAAACAUGCUUUAAUUUGUUAAUUUUCCUUGCAAGACAAAGAAAAAAAUCCUGACGUGCUAAAUUAUUCUUCUUAAAACAGCUACCUGCUGAUAUAUUCUUUAGAGACUUCGUGUUAAAGUCAGUAGUAGUGAACUGUACUGAUUUUAUUUCUUAAAACAAGCUUAUAGCUUACCAGCUUUAUUUUUUUAUCCCUAUUGCUGCCAUGUCAGUUUAAUAAAAACGGAAUUUCCAACAUUUUGUUAUUGGUGUAUUUGGUUCAGUAGCUAAUAUUAUCUAACUGGUUAAUGGGGUUCUUUAAAUUAUUUUGAAAAAGAGAAAUUCAUGUUUUUUGUGUGUGUUAAUAAAAUGUUGGGAAAGUCACCCAGAAACGGGCGUGGGGUUGCUGUGUGGCUUUAUUUCAGGUGUUUACAUUUUCGCAGCGUACCUUUAUGUCUGGCUUUCUAUGAAGCUCCAGAAAAUGAUCUAUUUUUGGUAAGUUUGUUAAUUCUUAACUGAAACGCUGAAAUGAGAUGUGGAAAAAUCGUGAAUCUUUUAUGAUUGAUUCUAAACAGACGUCAUAUGAAGCAUUUCUUUCUAGCUUUGUACUAAACAGCUUUGAACACUAGGGGGCAGUAUUGUUUGCCUUUUUGGUUGAUUUUUUUUGGCCUGGGAUUUCAACAGCACUGUAGAUUAAUUAAUAUCUUCACAUCAUUUAUCUACAGUGGUUGACUCUGAACCGCUUGAAGUGUAAGGCUGAUGAUUUCUAUGACCUACAAAGAGACAUUUUUAACCACCUUUGGAAGCAAACUAAUUCCUGUACCAUAAAAGGUAAAUGUUGCCUAAAGUGCAUCUCAUAUAUGCAAAAGUCAAGCUGAGAUCUUAACAAACAAGACACGUUCUCUACACGUUAAACAAGUUCUCCACUUGACAGCCUGCCCGCGUUUGUCUAUGGCUGGCAGGCUAUGAGGGUUUAAUCUCCAGUCGUAUGAGUGGGAGAGAUAUGGGAGUAGCUGGGGGGGGGUUCUGGAUUAGAAGCUCCAAAAAUAUUCAGGUUGAAGUUUGAAGAUGAGUCACAGCACAGAAACAGCUCUUCGGUAUGGAGUGGAGCUCUCUCUCUCUCUCUGAGGGUGACUUUUGAAGAUGCCAAGAGACCUGACAAAUAAAAUGGCAAAGUUUCAACCCGAUCUGACCUGCAAGAUAGCAAGAGAAGUUAAACCUAACUUUCACCUGUAUGCUCAUUUUGAAUAAUUUUGCUAUCCACCUUUAAAAUUGUUUGGUGCUUUUUGAUGUCGCCGCAUAAAAGACACAAAGACAG
Girardinichthys multiradiatus is the source of this 5168-nucleotide messenger RNA. Its product is annotated as ubiquilin-1-like. Gene Ontology annotation, molecular function: polyubiquitin modification-dependent protein binding. Bases 140 to 1771 code for a protein of 543 amino acids. NCBI's taxonomy places the organism in Eukaryota, Metazoa, Chordata, Actinopteri, Cyprinodontiformes, Goodeidae. The record is from RefSeq and is a predicted model, not a curated record. Gene Ontology annotation, biological process: ubiquitin-dependent protein catabolic process. The transcript has 11 exons. Gene Ontology annotation, cellular component: cytosol.